Molecule: messenger RNA, 5477 nt
Organism: Pelodiscus sinensis (Chinese soft-shelled turtle)
Lineage: Eukaryota; Metazoa; Chordata; Testudines; Trionychidae
Source: RefSeq, a predicted model, not a curated record
UUUAAAUAAGAGCUGAUGUACUUAUAUGUUGUCAGAACAAAGCCAUCCCCAUCUGAAGGAGUCAAAUCCAAUCCAUCCAAGAGACACAGAGAUAGAUUGAAUGCAGAGUUAGAUCGCUUGGCUAGCCUCUUGCCUUUCCCACAAGAUGUUAUCACCAAACUGGAUAAACUCUCUGUGCUUAGGCUUAGCGUGAGUUACCUGAGAGCCAAAAGUUUCUUUGAUGUUGCAUUAAAAUCUUCCAACUAUACAAGACCUGAGAUAAAUGGCAUUCAGGACAACUGCAGAGCAAGUAAGCCUGGAGAAGGCAUACAUCUGCUAGAAGGAGAACUUUUGUUACAGGCAUUAAAUGGCUUUGUACUGGUUGUUACAGCAGAUGCUCUAGUCUUUUAUGCCUCUUCAACCAUCCAGGACUAUUUGGGGUUCCAGCAAUCUGAUAUUAUACACCAGAGUGUAUUUGAAUUGAUUCAUACAGAAGAUAGACCUGAGUUUCAGCGUCAGCUUCAUUGGGCAUUAAACCCUACAGAUUCUGGACAGAGAAUACAAGGAGAUAAUGGCUUUUCACAGCCAGCAACCUAUUAUAACCCAGAACAGCUUCCUCCAGAGAAUUCUUCCUUUAUGGAGAGAAAUUUUAUCUGUAGAUUAAGAUGCCUCCUGGAUAAUUCAUCUGGGUUCUUGGCCAUGAAUUUUCAAGGGCGAUUAAAGUUUCUUCAUGGACAGAACAAGAAAGGGAAGGAUGGCUCUCCUGUCUCUCCUCAGCUGGCUCUAUUUACAGUGGCUACCCCUUUGCAGCCUCCUUCAAUCCUUGAGAUACGAACCAAAAACUUCAUUUUCAGAACUAAGCACAAGCUGGACUUCACACCUGUAGGAUGUGAUGCAAAAGGAAAGAUUGUACUGGGAUACACUGAAACAGAGCUGCGUAUGAGAGGAACAGGAUAUCAGUUUAUUCAUGCAGCUGACAUGCUUUAUUGUGCUGAAAAUCAUGUCCGAAUGAUAAAGACUGGAGAGAGUGGCAUGACUGUGUUUAGACUUCUUACCAAAGAAAAUCGCUGGGCCUGGCUUCAAGCAAAUGCACGCCUGAUCUACAAAAAUGGAAGACCUGAUUUUAUCAUUGCAACACAGAGACCUCUUACAGAUGAAGAAGGGUCAGAGCAUUUACGAAAGCGAAACAUGUCGGUGCCUUUUAUGUUUGCGACUGGUGAGGCUGUGUUGUAUGAGGCAGCCUUCCCUUUGCCUGGCCUAAUGAAUCCCUCACAGCUGAAGGUUGAAAGUGUUGCCGUGAAAGGAUCUGCUCCCAAAGCUACACUACAGAAAGAAUCUGUUCAUCCAAACUCAAUUCUGGGUGUCAUGUUAAGUCAAGAUGAGUCUGUAUAUCUCUGCCCUCCCGCUUCACAAAAACUUUCCUUUGACAGAAACUUCUUUACAGACACCAGUGAUGAACUGGGCAAUGUUAUUGCCAGUGACUGGCAGGAUAAUCUCUUACCAACUGGAAAUAACAUUCUGAAACACGAGCAAACCGACUGUCCCCAGGACAGUAACGUAAUGCUUACUGAAGACAAUGCAGGGCUCUUUCAAGAUAACAAAAACAGUGACUUGUACAACUUCAUGAGAAAUCUGGGUAUUGACUUAGAGUUUUUUAAAACUGAAUUUUCUUGUGUGGAUGAUAUUGGAGACAUCGACAUAACUGAUGAAAUCCUGACCUAUGUUCAGGAUUCCCUAAAUAAUAAGCCUGACUUCUUGUAUUCAGCUUGUCAUCGGCAACAGUCAAUAGUUCAGGACUCUAGCUGUUUGGUACAGCAACAUUUGGGUCAGCAGCAACUUAAUCAGCACCAAAAACAAGUGGUUGAGCAGCAUCAGCAGCAGUUAUGUCAGAAGAUGAAGCAUAUGCAAGUCAAUGGGAUGUUCACAAAUUGGAACCCUAGUAGUAGUGUGUCUUUUAGCUGUUCACAGCAAAAGCCAGUGCAAUAUGUUUUUUCUGAUAUGCCUGGCACUACUCAAGAGCUCCCUUACAAAUCAGAAGUCAACCCUGUACCUUAUGCAUGUAGACAAGAGUUUAUUCCUUACAAACAGCCCACAAGGCUGGAGCCACAGCUUUCUAAUUUUACCCAAAUAGAUUUCCCCAUAGGACAUUUUGACAGAUCAACCUAUCCUGGUUCUUCAAGGUUGGAGGAUUUUCUCAGUUCACAACAAGAGAAUCAAGUGUGUGGAAUCAAUUCUCAGUCAGUUAUGAUAACUCCUCAAACAUGCUAUGCAGGGGCUGUUUCUAUGUAUCAAUGUGUUCCAGAAACGCAACCGAACUCUAUGGAUCAAAUGCAAUAUAAUUCUAUGAUGGAGGGUCAACAACUGUUGUUAAAUAAGUUCCAAAAUGGUUUCAGUGGAAUAAACGUAAAUGAAGCAUAUCCCUCUCAGUUAGAUGUCAUCAGUAACACACAGACUGCCACAAACCUUCAACCUCUUCAUCAUCCAACAGAAUCCCGACCUUUCUCAGAUUUGGCAUCCGGUGGAUUUAUGUAAUUCACAGCCAAUAUCCCAUCUGUGGUUUUUGAUGGAUGUCACUUUGGCCUGUGAAGGAGAAUUUGAUAAGGCUAUGAACGCUAGGACUUAAAGGCCUAAAUACAUUUUAAGAAGUUGAGGCAGGUUGCACUAUAUACCAAUAUGACAUGUAAUCCAAUACCUGACUUUUGAGGUGGGACUAGAAAGUAUACUUUGACUAAAAGUGUGCAUGCGCUGUUGACAGUCAGAUUGAAAAUGUGUUGUUGCUGCAAUUGGGAUUAUGUACUACAUACAUCACAUUGUAGAACAUAAGAUAAGGCAAAUGAUUUUAUUAAUUUAGAAAAUAAAUGGGCACUUUGACAACCUUACUUGUAAUGGCACAGAGGAAGAUGUUUUCAUGCUUGGUUUAUUUUCACAUUUUAUUUUUAACAAAUUAAAAUGUAAAAAGGAUUAUCUUAAUUUAAGAGCAUCAAAAGCACUUGAUUUUACUGCAUACUUGGUUCUUUCCUUCAAUUACUUAUUAUUUUAGCUCCUUUUCGGUUUAGAUUUCCAAUUCUAGCACUUUAAUAGAUGGAUUAAAACAAGAUUUGAUACACAAUUUUAGGUUUUAUAUAAACAAAUGCAUUGUGUUCCUUUUACUGUCAAUCUUAAGUGCCUCACAAUUUAGCUACCUUAUUUCAGAAAGGAAGCUUGUUUUGGAAAACAUUCUCCAGAAAUUAGUCAUCAAUAUUGUUUGAAUUAUUAACAUAUAUGGUCCUAUUGGUUUUCUCCUAUACAUUUUUAGCAGUUUUGUCUUAAUUCUGAGUCUGCUUAGUUGCAACACUUAUCUGAAAAUGUAAAUGUUUUAAAUUUAGUUCAAGUAAUGAUUUUGUUAUUCUGUUCUACAGUUCUGAUUUCUUCAGGUUAAACAGGGUAAAAACAAAAUUAUAUUUUGCAGGGAGAGGUUGAUUCCUCAAGAUUAGUUUUAGAUUUUCAGUGCUAAAAAACAUGUGCCUUAUCUUGUGUUAAAACACUUGUAAAGUUCUUUAGAAUUAAAAGUACAAGGCUAUUCUAUGCAAAAAUUUUCACCAAUAUGGAUAUUGAAAAGGAUUAACUUUUAAAAUUAUUGGGGAAGAGUUCUCUCAAUAGUACAUAAUAUUGAGGUUUACUUUUUAUAAAAAUUGCUUUGCUGAUAGUCAAAGUUUGGUUGUAGUUUUUAACAUUGCAGUGGGGGGAGGGCGGGUUAAAUAUUAUUCCUGAUAAAUUGCACUCUAAAGGAAAAUAAUCUAUCUUUUUAUGUUUGUGAACCCACUUGAAAAAAAUCUAUGUGCAAAAUAUUGAAAAAAGGAGUUCAGUUUCAGAGAGAUUAUCCUGGAUAAGGAUUUUUGUAUUUUUUUUUUCACAAAAGCUAAAAAUAUUGCUUUGGUUUGGUUUGGUUUUUUUAUUCGAGAGGAUUGUUAGCAUUGUAGACACCAGUGUUUGGUCACAAAUAGCAUAAUUUAGAAAUACAAAAACAUAUAUGUUCAAAUGAUUGCAUACUUUUGUGUGCUGUAUAGUUCAUAUGUAAUAAAAUGUCUUUGUAAAAUAUUUUAAACCAGUUAAUUUUAAUGUUACAACAUAUAUAUAAAGAAGAAAUGUUUACAUUUGUUAUGUGUAAUAUAAAUUACAAGUGUAGACAGUUUGUUUAAAACGAAAAAAAUAAACCACCUUCUACCUAGCUGGUGUUCAUAUUGUUUAAUCCAAGGACAAUUGGAGGAGUUUUUUUUAACUUGAGAAGAAAGAACUUUACAAAAUCAUUGAAAAUGUGAUGGAGGUUUCAUUCCACCAUUUGUGCAAUCUGCACCAAAAUAACUACAAAGCUAAAUACUGUGCUUUAGAUUUUUCACCCCAAUUCUUUGAUUUCCUCUUUGAAAUACACUCUGAAUUAUUAAAAACUAUUUCCUUCUAUAGUGUAAUAUGAUCUGCUGGAUACAGUAUCACAGUCAGUUGUGGAAUUUCAGAUGCAUGACUUUACCAGUUCAUUUAAAUGAAGAUACCAAGGGAGAAAUGCAUGUCAGGGAAAUAACUUAAAAUUAAUAAUACUAUGAAUUUUUCAGAAAAAGCCCUAAAAAGAAAUUGUUGUUUGGGACAUGAAAUUAGAUUCUUAAAUGUUUCACACUGAAAACAAAAAGUGUUAAUUUAAUAGCUUCAGGGGGUAGCUGAGUUAGUCUGUACAGGAUAAACUUAAAAAACAGCAAAUGGUCUAGUAGCAGUUUAGAGACUAAUAAAACAUGUAGAUGGUAUCAUGAGCUUUUGUGGGCACAGCCCAUUUCUUCAGAUGAUCAGACCAUUUGUUGUUUAAUUUAAUAGCAUCUAGAUUCAUUUCACAUUUUAACAUUUAGUAUUUUAAGAUAAGUUUUAACCAAUUUUUAGAACAUCUUGCAUUUCCAGUUAGUAUAUCACUUUUAAGAGUGUGAAUUUGACAAUCUGUUAUAUAAAUACUGUAUAACUGAAAGAUUCAAAGGGAUAAUGUACAUUUUUACAUAAGUAUAAAUAAAAAUGUGUAUGUUCAGUCUAGCUAAACCAAAAACAUGACCUACCACUAAGUGCCAGUGAAGCAGCAGUGCAAGUGUACUGCCUUAUUACACGCAUUAGUUUUGUUAUAUAUAUAAUAUCAAUUUAUUUUCUAUAGCUAUGUCUACAACAAAACUGUGAUUAUUACUGGAUGUUUGUGAGCUAUUAAUCUACACCAAAUUACAUCAAAAGUGCACAGGACUUUUUGAAAUUCUUUGUAAGCCUUCCAGUUCUGUUAUGAGUAAGAUAUAGCCCAUUGUUAAUCAGUAUUACUAUCCAAUUUUUGUACCAGUUUUCUUGGCUUGUUUUGCUUUAAGUUCCUAUUUCUGAUUUGCUAUGCCUGCACAUGUUAUGCAAUACAUUUCUUGGGUUAGGGUAUGUUUUUUGUAAUGUUCUUACUGACCUUCAGUAAAGUUUGUAAACAUAAUAUAUGGUAAUAAAAUAAUUUGAAUGUA